Colossoma macropomum (tambaqui) is the source of this 4657-nucleotide messenger RNA. RefSeq names its product zinc finger protein 850-like. Gene Ontology annotation, biological process: regulation of immune system process; regulation of cytokine production; negative regulation of transcription by RNA polymerase II. Lineage: Eukaryota; Metazoa; Chordata; Actinopteri; Characiformes; Serrasalmidae. The record is from RefSeq and is a predicted model, not a curated record.
UGGUGGAACUCCAUGAGGACAGCGCGGUGUGUUUGGGGGAGACUCUGAAACGGAGACUCAGUCUGAGAUUAAAGAGCUAAAUGAAAGAUGCCCAGUGUGAUGUCUUCUCCUGCACUUUCCUACUCAGCUUAAAUAUGUUUCUGUAAACACAGCAGGACAUUCCACCAAGAGGAAAGUUAAGCUGCUGAAACUGGUGAUAUAUAUAAUAAUAUGGCAUCCAGAAGACGUUCCAGGACUCAGGGGGCAUCAUCUGGUACCCUCCACAUGAACACAUCUAGCAGACAAGCACAGAAGCAAAGCAAGGAGAAAAAUCACUACUGCUUGGAGUGUGGAAAGAGUUUUACUCGACAGAGUACUCUCAAAAUACACCAGUAUAUUCACACAGGAGAGAAACCGUAUCACUGCUCAGAGUGUGGGAAGAGUUUUAAUCAACAGAGUCAUCUCAAAAUACACCAGCGCAUUCACACAGGAGAGAAACCCUAUCACUGCUCAGAGUGUGGGAAGACUUUUACUGAACAGAGUACUCUCAAAAUACACCAGCGCAUUCACACAGGAGAGAAACCGUAUCACUGCUCAGAUUGUGGGAAGAGUUUUAUUCAACAGAGUGCUCUCAAAAGACACCAGCGCAUCCACGCCGGAGAGAAACCGUAUCACUGCUCAGAGUGUGGGAAGAGUUUUACUGAACAGAAUACUCUCAAAAUACACCAGCGCAUUCACACAGGAGUUAAACCCCAUUACUGCUCGGAGUGUGGGAAGAGUUUUACUACACAGACUAAUCUCAAAAAACACCAGCGUAUUCACACAGGAGAGAAACCGUAUCACUGCUCAGAGUGUGGGAAGAGUUUUAAUCAACAGAGUGCUCUCAAAAGACACCAGCGCAUCCACGCCGGAGAGAAACCGUAUCACUGCUCAGAGUGUGGGAAGACUUUUACUGUACAGAGUCAUCUCAAAAUACACCAACAAAUUCACACAGGAGAGAAGCCGUAUCACUGCUCAGAGUGUGGACAGAGUUUCAAACAUUUUAGCACUGCAAGGACCCACAAGUGCACUAAGGGCAGUUUUGGAAAUGGUGACAGCAGCAUGGUUCCAGUGCCACCAGCAAGAGUUACUGGAAGAAAUCACCAAGCUGAUGCAGGCACAUAUGACUACAGACCCUGGGACAGGAGCCCCUACACAGCAACCCAUCUCUCACUCUUCCCCUUCCUGCACCAUGCUUUGGCCUCUAAACUCCUUUCUUGCACUCGAGUGGGACUGGCUGAGCCCACAAGAACUGGGGUGAAGCCUGGGCAGGUGUGUUGGCACUGUGGGGAGCCCUUGCACUUCCAGGACCACAUGGAGGCCGGGACAUUGGCCCAGCCAGAAGUGCGGCAGAUGUGGCAGAGGGGUUUGGGGAACAGCAGCAGUCAAAUCCAGAAACAGCCGGAAGAGCAGCUCUCAGAAGCUUGGCUGCAGAAACAGGUCCAGUUUCUCACUGACAGCAGAGGACUCAUUAGAGCUGCAUCAUCUGGACUGAUCACACCUGUUGCCCUGGGAGACCUGCCAGGGUUGCUUCCAGUCCCAGGUUUUAAUAUGGCAUCAAGAAAAUGUACUCAGCAAACAUCAUCUGGUACUCUUCACAUGAACACAUCUCACAGACAAACACAGAAAUGCAGAAAGGAGAGAAAUCACAACUGCUUGGAGUGUGGAAAGAGCUUUACUGUACCGGCUGCUCUCAAAAUACACCAGCGCAUUCACACAGGAGAGAAACCAUAUCACUGCUCAGAACGUGGACACAGUUUAACUAAACAGAGUAAUCUCAAAGACCACCAGAGGAUUCACACAGGAGUAAAACCAUAUAACUGCUCAGAGUGUGGACAUAGUUUUAGUCAACAGAGUAAUCUUCGACUACACCAGCGCAUUCACACAGGACAGAAACCAUAUCACUGCUCAGAGUGUGGGAAAGGUUUUACUCAAAAGAGUAAUCUCAAAAAGCACCAGCGCCUUCACACAGGAGUAAAACCAUAUUACUGCUCAGAGUGUGGGAAGAGUUUUACUGAACAGUGGAGUCUCAAAACACACCAGCACAUUCACACAGGAGAGAAACCGUAUCACUGCUCAGAGUGUGGGAAGAGUUUUACUGUAAAGAGUCACCUCAAAACACACCAGCGCGUUCACACAGGAGAGAAACCGUAUUACUGCUCAGAGUGUGGGAAGAGUUUUACUGUACAGAGUCAUCUAAAAGAACACCAGCGCAUUCACACAGGAGAGAAGCCUUAUCACUGCUCAGAGUGUGGGAAGAGUUUUACUAAACAGAGUCAUCUCAAAAGACACCAACGCAUUCACACAGGAGAGAGACCAUAUUACUGCUCAGAGUGUGGACAAAGUUUUAGACAGCAGAGUAAUCUCCGACUACACCAGCGCAUUCACACUGGAGAGAAACCGUAUCACUGCUCAGUGUGUGGGAAGGGUUUUACUCAAAAGAGUAAUCUCCAAAAGCACGAGCACAUUCACACAGGAGUAAAACCAUAUUACUGUUCAGAGUGUGGGAAAAGUUUUACUGUACAGUGUCAUCUCAAAAUACACCAGCACAUUCACACAGGAGAGAAACCAUAUCACUGCUCAGAGUGUGGGAAGAGUUUUACUGUAAAGAGUCAUCUCAAAACACACCAGCGCAUUCACACUGGAGAGAAACCGUAUCACUGCUCAGAGUGUUGGAAGAGUUUUAAUAGACAGAGUAAUCUCCAAGAACACCAGCGCAUUCACACAGGAGAGAAGCCGUUUCACUGCUCAGGGUGUGGGAAAAAUUUCAGCAAGAAAAGAGCUUUAAAAGUUCACCAGCACAUUCACACAGGAGAGAAACCGCAUUACUGCUCAGAGUGUGGGAAGAAUUUUACUACACAGGGUAGUCUCCAAAUACACCAGCGCAUCCACACCGGAGAGAAACCGUAUCACUGCUCAGAGUGUGGACAGAGUUUUACUGCACAGAGUCAUCUCAAAACACACCAGCGCGUCCACACAGGAGAGAAACCGUAUCACUGCUCAGAGUGUGGGAAGAGUUUUUCUAAACAGAGUAGUCUCCAAAUACACCAGUGCAUUCACACCGGAGAGAAACCAUAUCACUGCUCAGAGUGUGGGAAGUGUUUUUCUGAACAGAGUAGUCUCAAAAGACACCAGCGCGUCCACACAGGAGAGAAACCGUAUCACUGCUCAGAGUGUGGGACAGAUUUUACUGCUCAGAGUGCUCUCAAAGUACACCAGCGCAUCCACACAGGAGAGAAACCGUAUCACUGCUCAGAGUGUGGAGAGACUUUUACUGUACACAGUGCUCUCAAAACACACCAGCGUAUUCACACAGGAGAGAAACCGUAUCACUGCACAGAGUGUGGACAGAGUUUUACUACACCGAGUAAUCUCAAAGUACACCAGCGCAUCCACACAGGAGAGAAACCGUAUCACUGCUCAGAGUGUGGAAAGACUUUUACUGUAAAGAGUGCUCUCAAAACACACCAGCGCAUCCACACAGGAGAGAAACCGUAUCACUGCUCAGAGUGUGGAAAGACUUUUACUGUAAAGAGUGCUCUCAAAACACACAAGCGCAUUCACACAGGAGAGAAGCCAUAUCAGUGCUCAGAGUGUGGGAAGACUUUUACUGUACCGAGUGCUCUCAAAACACACAAGCGCAUUCACACAGGAGAGAAACCCUAUUACUGCUCAGAGUGUGGAAAGAGUUUUACUGCACAGAGUCAUCUCCAAACACACCAGCGCAUUCACACAGGAGAGAAACCUUAUUACUGCUCAGAGUGUGGGAAGAGUUUUACUAAACAAAGUCAUCUUCAAACACACCAGCACAUUCACACAGGAGAGAAACCUUAUUACUGCUCAGAGUGUGGAAAGAGUUUUACUAAACAAAAUCAUCUCAAAGUACACCAGCGCAUUCACACCGGAGAGAAACCGUAUCACUGCUCAGAGUGUGGGAAGAGUUUUACUGUACAGAGUCAUCUCCAAACACACCAGCGCAUCCACACAGGAGAGAAACCUUAUUACUGCUCAGAGUGUGGCAAGAGUUUUACUAAACAAAAUCAUCUCAAUGUACACCAGCGCAUCCACACCGGAGAGAAACCGUAUCACUGCUCAGAGUGUGGACAGAGUUUUAAUCAACAGAGUCAUUUCAAAACACACAAACGCAUUCACACAGGAGAGAAACCAUAUCAGUGCUCAGAGUGUGGGAAGAGUUUUACUGUACAGAGUGCUCUCAAAACACACAAGCGCGUCCACACAGGAGAGAAACCGUAUCAUUGCUCAGAGUGUGGACAGAGUUUUAAUCAACAGAGUAAUCUCAAAAUACACCAGCGCAUCCACACAGGAGAGAAACCGUAUCACUGCUCAGAGUGUGGGAAGAGUUUUAAUCAACAGAGUAGUCUCAAAAUACACCAGCGCGUACACACAGGAGAGAAACCGUAUCACUGCUCAGAGUGUGGGAAAAGUUUCAAACAUUUUAACACUGUAAAGACCCACAAGUGCACGAAGGGCAGUUUUGGAAAUGGCCAGUAAUGUCCAAUGACUAUAACACAUCACAGCAUUACCAUAGCACAUCUCAAGAGUUAAAGUCUGUAGGAAACAGUGGUUUCAGGCCUCAUUUCAAGCUGUUUAUGCGAAAAAACACCCACUGGGGUUUAUA